AUGGCGAAACCUUCUUAUCACUCUGAUGAACAAACACUCCUGGGUUUCAAAGCUGCCAUCUCCCUCGAUCCAUUUAAUACCUUCCUUGAUUGGUCUCCCAAUCACGCCUUCUGCAAUUGGACUGCCAUUACAUGCUCUUCUCGUAGACAGCGUGUAGUUUCCUUGAAUCUCACAGGUAAGGGACUAGUUGGCCCUAUCUCUCCAUUACUGGGUAAUCUUUCCUUCCUUAAAGCAGUUGAUCUUUCUAAUAAUAGCUUCGAGGGCCCUAUUCCAUAUCAGCUUGGAAGGCUAUUUCGCUUGAGAAGGCUUCGAUUGUCUCGAAACAAGUUGGCAGGCCCCAUUCCAUCCUCUCUAGGAGACUGUCGUUCUUUACAAUCUCUAAUACUGGCGUAUAACAAUUUAAGCGGAAGCAUUCCCUCUGAAUUUAGUCUUCUGUCAAAUUUAGAGACCUUGGCAUUAGCAGAUAACAAAUUGACAGGUAUUAUCCCACCUUUCUUAGGAAAUCUGUCCCUUUUAAUUACCAUUGACUUGCCCGAAAAUAGACUCCAAGGUGGUAUUCCUGCUGAGUUGGGUAUGCUUAGUCACCUAAACUGGCUUGAUCUUUGCGCUAACAGAUUAAUAGGGUCGAUCCCUGUUGCCCUUUCAAAUUGCACUCGUCUCCAAAUGUUGGAGCUAUGUGAUAACUUCUUAAAAGGCCCGAUUCAAAGGGAAUUUGGAAGGCUAUCAGAGUUGCAAGUAGUGCGUUUGUGGAAAAAUCAACUCACUGGAGAAAUACCCAGAUCAGUGGGUAAUUGGACUCAGCUGCAAGAAUUGUAUUUGGAUAAGAAUCAACUGAGCGGCACAGUGCCCCUGGAAUUUGGUAAACUGCAGCAGUUGAGACGGUUUCUCUUGUGGCAAAAUCAUUUUGUUAGUGGAAGCAGUGGUUUGUCUAUUUUAAUAGCGUUAACUAAUUGCUCCAGCUUAACAAUUAUUGAUUUGGGAUUUAAUCAUCUCACAGGCGUUUUGCCCACUUCAAUUGGUCGGCUAUCAAAUUCACUCUCAUUUUUAUCAUUGCAAUCAAAUGAUAUUGAGGGAAACAUACCAAAUGAGAUUGGCAACCAGACCAAUUUGGCGACAAUAACCCUAGAAGGAAACAACUUCAAUGGGACUGUUCCAUCUACACUAGGUGGACUUUCAAAUUUGGAAAUAUUAGCUCUGGGCACAAACAACUUACAUGGAAGCAUUCCAGAAAACUUUGGCCAAUCAAAAAGGCUUGGAUUCUUGGACCUCCAUGGGAACAUGCUUUCAGGGCGAAUUCCAGAUAGUCUUGGCGAGCUUCCACAAUUAAGAAGGCUUGUACUUCAUCACAAUCAACUAUCCGGCAGAAUACCUGCGAGUUUAGGAAGAUGCAAGACUUUGGAAAUGGUGGACUUGGCGCACAACAAACUAACUGGAAGCAUACCCCUUGAAGUUGCAGGUCUUCAGAAUCUCCAGUUCUAUUUCAAUGUUUCUGGAAAUUUAUUGCAAGGUUCUAUUUCGGAAAUGAGCAAAAUGGUUAUGGUUUUAGCUAUAGAUGUUUCCCAAAACAACUUCUCAGGUGGCAUUCCCAAUGCACUAGCAAGCUGCAAAGGGUUGGAAUAUCUAAAUCUCUCUUCGAAUGCAUUUGAGGGGUCAAUCCCAGCAUCACUAGCAGAUUUGCAAAAUCUGCAGUACAUGGAUCUUUCUUGCAAUAAUUUGUCAGGUACAAUACCGAUGGCUUUCAAAAAGAUGAAAAUGCUUCGGCAUCUCAAUCUCUCUUCAAACAGGUUAACUGGAGAGGUCCCAAAGGGAGGAGCUUUUGCAACACUUGAUGCUUCAGAAGUAAUGGGAAAUCUUGGCCUUUGCGGUGGAUGGAUAAACUUGCCGCCAUGCUCUCAAUCCAAACAAAAACAACCAUCAAUCUCCAAAAAGGUAAUAAUUCCUGUUGUAGUGGGAAUUGUUAUUUUGAUCAUGUCUCUUCUAUUGAUAGCAUUUUCAUUUAGAUGCAAACAUUCUAGUACCCCUACUUUGAAAGUAUGGCCUCCAAAUAUUUCAUAUAAAGAACUUGUAGAUGCAACUGGUGGGUUCAAUGACGACAAUCUCUUAGGGAUUGGCAGUUUUGGGUCAGUUUAUAAAGGGGUUCUAAACAAUGGGACAAAUAUUGCUGUUAAAGUUCUCAAGGUACAAGAUGAACGUGCUCACAAAAGUUUCGGGAGAGAAUGCAAGGCAUUAAAGAGAGUUCGACAUCGUAAUAUAAUCAAAAUCAUUUCAUCAUGCUCUAAUUUUGAUUUUAAAGCCUUAAUUCUUCCAUUAAUGACAAAUGGAAGUUUAGAGAGAUGGUUGUAUCCUCAUGAAGGGGGUAGAUGCAGAUUAAAUUUGAGUGAUCGAAUAAGGAUAGCCAUGGAGAUAGCAGAAGGAAUGGCAUAUCUUCACCAUUAUUGUUUUGUUCAAUUGAUUCAUUGUGACCUCAAGCCGAGUAAUGUCCUAUUAGGAGAUGACAUGACUUCAUAUAUAGCAGAUUUUGGCAUUUCCAAUCUUAUUCAUGCAAAUUCCAUGGAUUCUUCAACUUCUGCAGAUGCACUUAGAGGAUCCAUUGGGUACAUUGCACCAGAGUAUGGAAUAGGUUGUCAACUUACUUCAAAGGGAGAUGUAUACAGCUAUGGAAUUUUGGUUUUAGAGUUGUUGACAAUGAAGAGACCAACAGAUGAUAUAUUCAAUGAAGGAAUCAAUCUACAAAAAUGGAUAGAAAUGCAUUUUCCAAAUAAAAUUUCAAAUGUGGUGGAUAAUUUCCUUCUUAUAGAUGUUAAUGAAUCAGAGAUAUCAACUGUAAUGGAAUGCCUUACCCAAUUCUUACAAAUUGGGCUGUUUUGCACAAGGGAGUCACCUCAAGAACGCCCAAAUAUGAUGGAGAUAGUUGAUAGAUUAAAGGGAUGGGCGGUGGCCAUGGCCGACUCGGUGGGAGGCGUUUUGGUCGCAGGCGGCGGCGGGUGUCCUUGGGGAUACCGCUCACUGUGGGUUACCACAGUGGCAGCGACCAUUGUGGCCGCCCACAGUAGUGGCCCUCGGGCUGUCCACUGUGGGAUGCCAUAG
This is a messenger RNA of Cryptomeria japonica (Japanese cedar), 3087 nucleotides long. Its product is annotated as putative leucine-rich repeat receptor-like serine/threonine-protein kinase At2g24130. Gene Ontology annotation, cellular component: plasma membrane. Gene Ontology annotation, biological process: hormone-mediated signaling pathway; protein phosphorylation. The record is from RefSeq and is a predicted model, not a curated record. Gene Ontology annotation, molecular function: ATP binding; protein binding; protein kinase activity. Lineage: Eukaryota; Viridiplantae; Streptophyta; Pinopsida; Cupressales; Cupressaceae. The transcript has 3 exons. Bases 1 to 3087 code for a protein of 1028 amino acids.